This is a messenger RNA of Onychostruthus taczanowskii (white-rumped snowfinch), 2193 nucleotides long. RefSeq names its product myelin expression factor 2 (gene MYEF2). Gene Ontology annotation, biological process: regulation of mRNA stability involved in response to oxidative stress. Gene Ontology annotation, molecular function: mRNA binding. Gene Ontology annotation, cellular component: cytoplasm; post-mRNA release spliceosomal complex; nucleus. The record is from RefSeq and is a predicted model, not a curated record. Lineage: Eukaryota; Metazoa; Chordata; Aves; Passeriformes; Passeridae.
AUGGCGGAGAGCGACAGGGCGGAGGCGGCCGCGCCGCCGCCGCCGCCGCAGCAGCAGCAGCAGCCGGCACCGCAACAACAGCCGCCGCAACAGCCGCCGCAGGAUGAGGAGGCGGCGGCGGCCGCGGCACCCGGUAGCGGCGCGGGCAGCGCAAAUGGCGUCAAAAUGGAUAAUGAUGAGACAGCAAAAGAAGGGAAAGCACCAGUGAAAGAAAAGUUUGUUGCAAAAGCAAAGGCAAUCCCUUCUCUUGGAAGCAAGAAUAAAUUCCACCCCUAUGCAAAGGAGAAGAAUGCAGGCUCUGGAGACAAGAAGGCUGUUAAUCGCAAUAGAGUUUUUAUUAGCAACAUCCCGUAUGACAUGAAAUGGCAAGCUAUUAAAGACCUGAUGAGAGAGAAAGUUGGUGAGGUUACAUACGUGGAGCUGUUUAAGGAUGCUGAAGGAAAAUCAAGGGGUUGUGGUGUGGUUGAAUUCAAAGAUGAAGAAUUUGUUAAGAAGGCAUUAGACACUAUGAACAAAUAUGAUCUUAGCGGAAGACCCCUGAAUAUUAAAGAGGAUCCUGAAGGGGAACAUGCUCGUAGGGCACUGCAGCGGGGAGGAGGGCAGUUUCCAGGAGGACAUGGACCUGAUGCAGCACCUGGAAUGAUGAAUUUACCACCUUCUAUUCUCAAUAAUCCAAACAUUCCUCCUGAGGUUAUCAGUAAUCUGCAAGCAGGCAGGCUCGGAUCCACGAUUUUUGUUGCCAAUCUUGACUUCAAAGUUGGCUGGAAGAAACUGAAGGAGGUAUUCAGCAUUGCUGGAACUGUGAAGCGUGCAGACAUCAAAGAAGAUAAAGAUGGCAAGAGUCGAGGAAUGGGGACAGUUACCUUUGAACAAGCAAUUGAAGCUGUUCAAGCAAUAUCUAUGUUCAAUGGACAAUUCCUGUUUGAUAGACCCAUGCAUGUUAAAAUGGAUGACAAAUCAGUUCCUCAUGAAGACUUCCGUGUUGUGGACAGCAAAAGUUCACAAUUACCUCGUGGUCUUGGUGGCAUUGGUAUGGGACUUGGACCAGGUGGACAGCCCAUCAGUGCAACACAGCUGAGCAUGGGUGGUGGAAUGGGGAGCAUGGGUCCAGGAGGUAUGGGAAUAGACGGCCCAGGAUUUGGUGGAAUGAGUAGAAUGGGAGGCGGGCUUCCUGGAUUUCGUGGAAUGGAAGGAAUGCCUAACAUGGGAGGAUUUGGAGUCAACAGAAUGGGAGAAAUGUUCCGUGGUGGAAUGGGAGGAAACAUGGAAAGAGAAUUUGGCCGUGGUGACAUGGCAUUGAACCGUGGUUUUGGAGAGUCUUUUGGAAGGAUGGGUGGUGCAAUGAUUGGUGUUUUUGCAGGAGGAAUGGGAGCACCUAGCAUGGGCCCAAUAAGAUCUGGAAUGAGUGGUGGCAUGGGUGGUAUGAACAAUAUGGCUGGAGGAAUGGGAAUGGAUCGGAUGGGUUCCGGUUUUGAUCGAAUGGGACCUGCCAUGGGUGGAGGCCUGGACAGGAACAUGGACAUCGAUCGAGGAUUUGGGCCUGGCCCCAUGGGAGGUGGCAUGAGAGAGAGAUUAGGCUCUAAAGGCAACCAGAUAUUUGUGAGAAAUCUUCCUUUUGACUUGACCUGGCAGAAGCUAAAGGAGAAAUUCAGUCAAUGUGGUCAUGUAAUGUUUGCAGAAAUAAAAAUGGAGAAUGGAAAAUCAAAGGGCUGUGGAACAGUCAGAUUUGACUCACCAGAAUCUGCUGAAAAGGCCUGUAGGAUAAUGAACGGCAUAAAAAUCAGUGGCAGAGAAAUUGAUGUCCGCUUGGAUCGCAAUGCAUAAUUUAAAACUGUGUGUUCAGGAACAUUCCUCUGUCUGUUUAGCUUCUCUGUCUUAGUAAGUCAUUUUUAGUAACAUUGUAUGCUUACAAAAGCUGUAAAAAGGAACUUUUAAAUCCCACCAGCCUUUAACAGUAUAGUGUUUAAUAUACUGUGAUACUUGUUAACUGAAUCUUACUAUGUUUGGUUUUUAAAGACAAUUCGCCUGAUUUUUGUUGUUUUUUUAAAGGCACUGAGCACCUGCAGGUCCCUAUAGACCGGGGAUGCUUUGGAUGCUCAGUGCCUUUGGAAAAUUAGGCCAAGUGUCUCUAGUCAUUCAGUUUAAAUGAAUGGUUAUACUGUUUUUAAUAAAAUAAGCCAUUUUCUCUGUUAA